Messenger RNA from Oreochromis aureus, 1866 nucleotides. RefSeq names its product alkB homolog 2, alpha-ketoglutarate dependent dioxygenase (gene alkbh2). Gene Ontology annotation, biological process: DNA repair. The record is from RefSeq and is a predicted model, not a curated record. The transcript has 4 exons. Lineage: Eukaryota; Metazoa; Chordata; Actinopteri; Cichliformes; Cichlidae. Bases 861 to 1676 code for a protein of 271 amino acids.
CUAUUUACAUGAAUAAAAACAGUGUCUGUCUGAAGUUUUUAGGGAUUUUUUUUGUUGUUGUUUAAGGUGUUUGUAGAACGAAACAAAAUGUCCACGAAAUGAUGACCAGAAAGCCUCCUAUUUAAAUCAGUUUUGAGUCAUGUUUCAUGCAAAAUAACUGAGCAGAUUUUCUGCUGUUCUUCUUUCCGGUAAACUAAACAUGCACUCACCGGCCACUUUGUUAGGUAUACCGGGUCAACUGCCCAUAGUGGAAGUCGGUCAGUCGCGUCACAUAAUAGAAUUUUAGUGCAUUUAGAAAUGCAGACAUAGCGAGGAAGACCUUUUGAAGUCCAAACUGAGCACCAUAGUGGGGGGAAAGGUGAACGUGGCAUGGUUUUUGGUGACAGACAAGUUGUUCUGAGUAUUUCAGAAACUGCUGAUCUGCUGGGAUUUGACCACACACCCAUCGUUAGUGUUUACAGAGGAUGGUCUGAAGAAAAGAAAAAUAUCCAGUGAGCAGAAGCUCAGUGGACGAAAAUGCCUUGUUGAUGUCAGAAGACAAUGACCAGACUACUUCCAGCUCAUAGGAAGGCUACAGGAAGUCAAAUAACCACUUGCUCACAAUAGCUGAAGCUUGACGCAAACGGGCUACAGCAAGCGAGGAUAAAAUGUGCACCAAAAUUGGAUAAAGAUCAUUAGAACAUUAGAAAAACGCUGCCUGGUCUGUUAAGUCUGGAUUUCUGCUGCAACAUCAGAUGGCAGGGUCAGAAUAUGGAGUAAAGAACAUGAAAGCAAUGAUCAGUCCUGCUUUGUAUCAAAGGUCCAGGCUGCAGGUGGUGUAAUGCUGUGGAGGAUAUUUUCUUGGUAUUAAAAAUCCACCAAUGGAAAAGUUUGUGAUUCAGGAUCGGAACAAACGUUGCUGCACCAGUGAAACUCCAGCAGGAAGUCUGAGAAAAAAGAUUAAACAGGAAAGAGAUGAGAAAAUGAAGGAGGAAGACUCUGAAGAUGAUGAGGAUGCAGCCUUUGCAGAGUUCUCCAAUCCCGUUCCCUGGCAAAAAAUAGAAGCAGAGGGACUAGACUGUGAUUAUGCACUGCUUUUCUCUAAAGAGGAGGCAGACCGCCUUUUUACACAGCUGGAGGAGGAGGUGGUGUAUGCAACAGGUGAAGAGUCAAAGGUCCAGGUGUAUGGAAAGGUGUACAACAUACCGAGAAAGCAGGCCACGUAUGGAGAUGCAGGCCUAACUUACACUUAUUCUGGGGUGAGGCGUUUAGCCUGCCCAUGGACUCCAACUUUGGAAUACAUUCGAGACACUGUCACCAAAACGACGGGACAGACAUUUAACUUUGUCUUGAUCAACAGGUACAAAGAUGGGCAGGAUCACAUGGGCGAGCACCGUGACGACGAGAAGGAGCUGGACCCCCGCUGUCCCAUCGCGUCGGUCUCUCUGGGAGCAACACGGGACUUCGUCUUCAAACACAGAGACUCACGAGGAAAGCAGAGCCGCCGACAGAUUGAACCUGUGAAGCUGGAGCUCGCUCACGGAAGCCUGCUCCUCAUGAACCCGCCGACCAACACCUUCUGGUACCACAGCCUCCCUAUCCGCAAGAAGAUCCUCCUGCCUCGCAUUAACCUCACAUUCAGGCACAUUCUGCUGGACAGCAAGCGUGAGAGCAAGACGAAGCCGGAUGUAAAUUAGGGACAUGGCCAUGUGCACUGCUGAGCAACAGCUACUAACAGCACAGCUCCAAUUUAAGCAACUUGACACUCUGGAGGAAGACUUUUUUUUUUCAGUGAAUCAGCAUUUAACUUUACUCACCUCAUAUUCAUGUUUCUGUUCGAAAAGAAGGCAACGACUUCAGAUCAAUAAAUGUAAACAGUUAAGUUGA